AUGUUUUUACGACCGUGCCUUUUUGUUCCAGGUUCACUCGCAUUGAGGGACGUCAAAUUAACGAUACCGGCGGCAGUCGAGAGAGGAAAACAAGCGAAAUUACAUUGUAAUUAUGACAUGGAAGGUGAACCGCUGUACGCUGUUAAAUGGUACAAAAGCGAUAGGGAAUUUUUUCGAUAUACGCCCUUAGAUUCGCCGCCGUAUAAACAAUUUGUUACCCCAUACGUUAACGUCGUUCGGAAUCUUUCAAAUGGGUCGUUUGUUGUAUUAGAUAAUGUAGCGAUAGAGACUAGUGGGAAGUAUAGCUGUGAAAUUUCUGCGGAUGCACCAUCGUUUUUUACUAUAGACGCUUUUGGACUGUUACAGGUCGUAGAGGUACCUAAGGAAGGUCCAAUUAUUAAGGGGUUGAAAUCAAGAUAUCGGUUAAACGACACGUUAAAGGCAGAAUGCACGUCAAUCAAAUCGCCCCCCGCCGCUAAUUUGACAUGGUUUGUUAACGACUUCCAAGUAGAUCCAGUUCAUUUACGCCGAAAUAGGGCGCAUCCAUCGCCGGAUGGGUUUUAUAGCCCACGUUUAGGAUUACGUCUGCUCAUUACCAAGCAAUUAUUUGUAAACGGUCGAUUGCGAAUACGGUGCUUGGCCAGUAUGCACGACAUCUACACUAAAAGCUCAGAAGUUAGUGUCGAAAUUGAAAAACCAAAAUUUAGGUAUAAGACUACGCCAAUGCCAAUUUUUCAAUGGGAGGACGCACAACCCGCGGAGAGGUAUCCACACACAACUCUUGUCUUCGCACCCUCGACGAACAACAACGAUCCGGAUACCGGCAGCAGUCUACACCCCAAACUCUUGUUAGUGUACUUUCCAAUGUUAUUAGCAAUUAGUUGUGUUUUCCGGUGAAGCUUAGCAAAUUAAUUUAGAACUCCGUAACUAAGUCAAUCUUUGCUGUUAACCACUUCCACGAAUUAUGUGUGAUAUCUAACUAUAAAGCAUAAUAUAAUGAGGUUAUAUAUUUUAAUGGGUUCCUUUCGCAAAGAAAUAUGUUGUUAGACGCAAGAAGUUUACUGAAAGACGGGAUAUUACGGGUUGUAAAGGCUCAAGGAACUUUCACAAAUUGCUAUACGAAUAGAUAUUGAUCUGUUUUGACGAUUUCAGUAAUACUUCUCCGCCGACAGGCUCCGCUCAGAUGUGUUUUGUGUACUUAUACUGUAUGAUUGUAGCGAUGUAGCUACAAUCAAAUCGUAGGUAUACAUACCAAAAUUUAAUAUUAUUAAUAACAUUUGUUGCAAUAAUAUUUAGGAUUAUUAAAUGAAAACUUCAGUACCUGUUUAUAUGAUUUUGUGUAUUUCUCUCAGCGCCAUUUUAGUUGCAUAACUUUUAAGUCAAAUUGUGUUGACUAUAUGAUUGUUAUUUGUAUACAUUUUUAUGAUAGGCGUGUUUGGCAGGAAAUAUAUUUUGUUACCUAACUCGUAAAU
Molecule: messenger RNA, 1472 nt
Organism: Photinus pyralis (common eastern firefly)
Lineage: Eukaryota; Metazoa; Arthropoda; Insecta; Coleoptera; Lampyridae
Exons: 4
Coding region: 1-897 (298 amino acids)
Source: RefSeq, a predicted model, not a curated record